UGGCUCUGAUUGCGUCAGCAUUUCUGGAUCGAUCUCGCUCGACGGACGGAAGCCAUUGUGAACCACACCAACGACGGCAAAGACAGACGAAAUAUUUUCACUUUCUCGAAAAGCAUCUUCGAUAUAUUACUGCGAUUACUUUGAGCCUUUCCCAUGCCAGUUAAGAUGAGGCAGUCGAAGAGAAUGCGAUCUCCAGAUCCGAGAGAUGAGGAGAGUUUAGAGAACAGAAGGAGACACAGACGAGAUUCACACAGCAGCGAAAGAGAGAAUAAAUACAGAAAACACCACCAUCAUCACAAGAACAGCGAAGGGCAAUACCUUGAGACAAGGAGCUCAAAUGAAAGACUGGAAAUUAAAGAACUGAAGUUCAGAGAAUACGAGGACGACAGCCGUACUUCCUGUAAUGACAAGAAGAGAGACCAGGACCGGGAGAGAGACAGAGACUGGCACCAUUACAGCAAGUCCUCCGGGAACAGCAGGCGGAGCAGCCGGCACCGACACCGGCACCAUCGCUCACAUCGUCACUCAAACUCGAGGAGCCAUCGCAGGAAAAGAUCCAGGAGUGUUGAGGAUGAUGAGGAGGGGCACCUGAUCUAUCACAAGGGAGACAUGCUGAGAGCAAGAUAUGAGAUUGUGUGCACGCUUGGAGAAGGAGCCUUUGGCAAAGUGGUGGAGUGCAUUGAUCAUUCAAAUGGAGGAACUCGAAUAGCUCUGAAGAUCAUUAAAAACAUUGAGCGCUAUCGAGAGGCAGCACUGUCUGAGGUUGAGGUGCUGGAACAGAUGAACUCACUGGACUGUGACAGACGAUAUGCCUGUGUGCAGAUGCUUGACUGGUUUGAUCACCACGGGCAUGUGUGCAUCGCCUUUGAGCUGCUGGGCUUGAGCACAUAUGAUUUUCUGAAGGAAAAUAACUUUCAGCCCUUCUCUAUCAACCAUAUCAGAUACAUGGCCUACCAGAUCAUCAGAGCAGUGAGAUUUCUUCAUAAGAAUAAGCUGACACACACUGACCUGAAACCAGAGAACAUCCUCUUUGUCAAUUCAGAGUAUGACAUCAAGUACAAUUCAAAAAUGAAGAGAGAUGAGAGAACUCUGAAAAAUCCCGAUGUGAAAGUAGUUGAUUUUGGCAAUGCAACCUUUGAGCACGAGCACCAUACGUCUGUGGUGUCAACACGACAUUACCGGGCCCCAGAGGUUAUUCUGGAUCUGGGCUGGAGUCAUUCCUGUGAUGUGUGGAGUGUGGGAUGCAUUCUUAUCGAGUAUUAUCUGGGAUCAACUCUAUUUCAGACGCAUGAUAGUAAAGAGCAUCUGGCUAUGAUGGAGCGAGUGCUGGGCCCCAUACCUACCCACAUGCUGCAGAAAACAAGGAAAACCAGAUAUGUUCAUCGUGAUAAAUUGGACUGGGACGUGCACAGCUCCUCAGGACGAUAUGUCAGGAAGCAAUGCAAGCCACUGAGACAAUACUUGGUCUCCAGUUGCUCUGAGCACGAGCAGCUGUUUGAUCUUAUAGAGAGGAUGCUGGAGUAUGAUGUCACCAAGCGGAUCACCCUGGAUGAAGCUCUCAAACAUCCAUUCUUCGACUGCAUAAGGAAGAGCAAGUAGUGUUGAUCUCGCUGCUCGUUCUAGUUCCUCUCUGGGAGAGGCAUUGACAGUGACUGUAUCAGUCCUCUGCAUAGAUGAUACACUGCUCUCUUCGCAUUGUUUAUAUUUAUUGUACUUGCUUUUUGGUUGAGGGAACGUGACUUAUUGCUCUUGAGUUGUCCAGUGAUUUUGUUAUUUAUCAUGUACAUGCAUCACAUGACUGAGAUUAAGAUGUAUAACUGAAGAGACUGGGCUUUAGGUUACUAAACUGUUUUGUUUUAUGUUGUUGAAUAUGCUCUCAUAUGUGUAGGAUACUUGUAUAAUUAAGACAGAUUUGUUAGUAGUGAUAUUUGUGAUGUUUUGAAUUUUCAUGAUUUUAAAUAAAAUCAGGUCCUGGUCAAGA
Messenger RNA from Myxocyprinus asiaticus (Chinese sucker), 1981 nucleotides. It is a transcript of the gene clk4a, whose product is annotated as CDC-like kinase 4a. Bases 154 to 1599 code for a protein of 481 amino acids. Gene Ontology annotation, molecular function: ATP binding; protein tyrosine kinase activity. Lineage: Eukaryota; Metazoa; Chordata; Actinopteri; Cypriniformes; Catostomidae. The record is from RefSeq and is a predicted model, not a curated record. Gene Ontology annotation, biological process: regulation of RNA splicing; protein phosphorylation. Gene Ontology annotation, cellular component: nucleus. The transcript has 13 exons.